CUGUCAGUGUUUCAGGUCUGCAUCGAUUUUGCCAUAUCUGAGAUCCUUCCAAAUCUCACGUUGAAGGAUGUGUUCAGCAUAUGGUUUUCCUACGCGACUAAGGCCUAUCACCAAUUGCUGAUUCGUGCGUGCAUCCAAGCAAUCGCUCGAGAUUUUGAAUUGCUCAUUACUGACGAAUGGGAGAAGAGUUGGUUGGCACUGGACCGAGACCAGAUGAUCGAGAUACUCAAAUGCAAUCAGCUCGUUGUCGCGAAUGAGUACCGCCUAUGGGAAGCUGUCAUUCGAUGGUUACAGGCACCGAAUCAUCCGGAACGAAGAGGAACCACUGCCAGCCCGCUACUUUCGUCACUACUGCCUUAUAUCCGGUUUGUAUUUUCUUUAGAUCACUGA
This is a messenger RNA of Cooperia oncophora, 390 nucleotides long. The record is from the annotation of a GenBank genome assembly. NCBI's taxonomy places the organism in Eukaryota, Metazoa, Nematoda, Chromadorea, Rhabditida, Trichostrongylidae.